UAAAAUCAUAUUUUGCAAGAAUCUUCAAAAUCAGUACUAUAACUUGCUCGCGAAGGAAUACUCCCAGUAAAGAAGUCGUUAAAUCCGAUCAAAUUAUGAAGGCAAUUUUUUUGUACGUGUAUGAAUAAAGUCAAUUGCUAACAUUGCAUGCGUGUUGUGUAAGGACCCUUUGCAACUCAACUCAAAGAAACUGCUCUGAAAUUUCCUUCUCUCUCCCCCCUCAGAGUCUCAGUUUCCCAAAUUUGUUGUUUGGGUCUUUAGAAUGGGAUCAUCAUAUGAUUUCAGGAACAGAAAAGAACCCCCUUACAGUAAGCAAUCCCCCAUGUACGGCCGGCCGGCAACCAAUGCUCCCCAUCCGAUUUACGGACAACCCUCCAGCCUGUAUCCUCGGGUCGGUCAACACUCAGGCGGCAACCGUAAUCCCUCUUUUUACCCCACAUCCUCCACUACGGGAAUCGGCAUCAGAGUUGCUAUGAAACCAGAAUAUCGGAUUAGGCCUCCGCCUCCGUUGUCCCCACAAGUAGGAGACAUUCCUCGAAGCACAUUUCACUUUGAUUUUGACCUUGAGAAGAAGAUUUUAGCUGAAGCACAAAAGGAAAGCCAAAACUGGAGCAGUUUAGGUCUGGAAAAUCUUCCAUCCAGAGGGUCACACCAAGCUUCUAUGGCAUCCUCUGGGGAUCCUGUUAUGAACAAAUACAUUGCAUUGGGUCUCAACAGAGAGGCUGUGCCUCUUGCAGUUGCAAAUUAUGGAGACAAUCCAGCCAAGGUCAAGGAAUUUGCUGAUGGGUAUACUCGCUUGAAAGAAAUGGGAUUCUCAUCAAAUAGUGCUGCAGAUGCCUUGCUAAUGAAUGACAAUGAUACGAGCAAGGCAAUCCCACAUUUACUAAACAACCCAUCUUAAUAAUACCCGGAGACGUGAUGCUAUUGUAAAUGUGUUAUAAUGUUUAGAUAAUGAUUUUUUCAAACUUGUGCAGUUAGAGACCAUCUUCUGAUAUCCUGGUUUGUAGUAAAUUAAGUUUGGAUAUACUCAGUUUGGUGUUUAAAACAGUUAGUUAAAAA
This is a messenger RNA of Lycium ferocissimum, 1059 nucleotides long. RefSeq lists its product as uncharacterized. The record is from RefSeq and is a predicted model, not a curated record. Bases 263 to 901 code for a protein of 212 amino acids. Gene Ontology annotation, molecular function: ubiquitin binding. Gene Ontology annotation, biological process: ubiquitin-dependent protein catabolic process via the multivesicular body sorting pathway. NCBI's taxonomy places the organism in Eukaryota, Viridiplantae, Streptophyta, Magnoliopsida, Solanales, Solanaceae. Gene Ontology annotation, cellular component: ESCRT I complex. The transcript has 5 exons.